Messenger RNA from Polyodon spathula (Mississippi paddlefish), 733 nucleotides. RefSeq names its product gastrula zinc finger protein XlCGF7.1-like. The record is from RefSeq and is a predicted model, not a curated record. The transcript is spliced from 3 exons. The coding region runs from base 1 to 663 and encodes 220 amino acids. Lineage: Eukaryota; Metazoa; Chordata; Actinopteri; Acipenseriformes; Polyodontidae. Gene Ontology annotation, cellular component: PcG protein complex; transcription regulator complex. Gene Ontology annotation, molecular function: RNA polymerase II cis-regulatory region sequence-specific DNA binding; DNA-binding transcription factor activity, RNA polymerase II-specific. Gene Ontology annotation, biological process: regulation of transcription by RNA polymerase II.
AUGUAUACCGUCUACAAAGCUCUUUACAAGAUGCAAUGUGAACUGGGAUUUAGAGCUGCUAAAGAGAAUCGCACAGGAGGGACUCAAUUUCCCUGUGCUGAUUGUGGGAAGCGUUUCAGUCAUUUAUCACAGCUUAGAAUCCACCAGCGCAGUCACACAGGAGAGAAACCUCAUCACUGCACUGAGUGUGGGAGGAGUUUCACGCAGUUACAAAAUCUUAAACAACACCAACGCGUUCACACAGGAGAGAAACCUUAUCAUUGCACUGAGUGUGGGAAGAGAUACAGUCGUUUAUCAAACCUUAAAAUCCACCAGCGUGUUCACAGAGGAGAGAAACCUUUUCACUGUACUGAGUGUGGGAAUAGUUUCACGCGAUUAGAACGUCUUCAGUCACACCAGCGCAUUCACACAGGGGAGAAACCUUAUCACUGUUCUGAGUGUGGGAAGAGUUUCAAUCGAUUAGGAAGUCUUCAAUCACACCAGCGCAUUCACACAGGAGAAAAACCUUAUCAUUGCACUGUGUGUGGGAAGAGAUUCACACAGUUAGGAAAUCUUCAAUCACACCAGCGCAUUCACACAGGAGAGAAACCUUAUCACUGUACUGAGUGUGGGAAGAGUUUCACAAAUUUUAGGUCCUUGAAAAUCCACCAGCAGAUUCAUUAAAGGAGGUUGUGUGGUCCAGUGGUUAAAGAAACAGGCUUGUAACCAGGAGGUCCCUGGUUCAAAUCCCUGC